CAGAGUCCAACAGCAUGUCUGUACUCCAGCAGCCUGUGUCUGAGUCAGUCCAGCCAGGAGACUCUGUGACUCUGAACUGUACAAUACACACUGAGACCUGCGGAGGAGAACACAGUGUGUAUUGGUUCAGACAUGGCUCAGGAAAAUCCCAUCCAGGAGUCAUUUACACCCAUGGAGAAAGAAGUGAUCAGUGUGAGACGAGCCCUGAGGCUGGGUCUCCUACACAGAGCUGUGUCUACAACCUCCCCAAGAGGAACCUCAGCCUCUCUGAUGCUGGGACUUACUACUGUGCUGUGGCCUCAUGUGGGGAGAUACUGUUUGGGAACGGGACCAAGCUGGAUGUUGAAGACCUGUUGGGCGAUCAGAGUAAUCUUAUUUUCCCCAUCAUUAUAUCUUGCCUGACAACUACUGUGAUUCUGAGUGUGAGUGUCAACAUUAUCCUCUGUGUGAGAAUGAAGAGGUCACGAUGUGAACACUGUGCAGCAGGGACCCCUUUUCAUCAAAGCCACUAUGGGAAUCCUCUUGCCAGCAUUUCAGCACAACAGCUCCACAGUGACGAUGAUGGCCUGAACUACGCUGCCCUGAAGUUCACUGACAAGAAGAGUUCCAAGCCCAGGAGACAGAGGAGAGAACAGAGAGAGGAAGAAACCAUCUACUCUGGCGUGAGUUAUCAAGACAGGAUGUGACAGUCCUCCAAUCAGCAUCAUUUUAAGUUGAGCUCUACUGACCUCCUUUUUGACCUUGACUGUGUCUGUGUGACUUGGCUGUUUUGUACUUUCCUCAUUUGCUAUACAAUGUAAUAGUCGGUUCUAGCUGUAGAGACAGUCACUGCAUUGGCAUAUUCUCCUAAUAACGACAUAGAAUCACUCAGAUGCAGAGCAUAAGUGUCCAGCAAGUGUGAAAUCUGACACUAGGAUGGUUUCAGAAGUCUCAAAUACUCACCAAUAGUGGCUGAGGUUGACUGACUGGAUAAAUUUGAUUUUGUGGAAGUGUACAACACAAUGUAUAUAAUGAUUUUGCAAAUGUCUAGUUGUAACAUGGAACUCUGUAACCUGCCUAUAUGCGUGUGAUGGUUCAACAAACAUGAUUUUACUUCAUAUGUUUAAUGACUUGCCCAAUUCUUACCAUUAAUCUUAUGUUUGAAUUUCUUCCAAUUUGACAUGAGUGUUUUGUGUAGAUCGUUGACAAAAAAUGACAAUUUAAUCCAUUUGAAUCCCACUUUGUGUCACAGUGAAAUGUGAAGACACCCAAUGUUAGUGUAGAUUUUCUACAGGCGUUGUAUGUGCUCCUAGUCUCAGAAACAAACUCAAAUUAUGAAAAAAUACAAACCAGUAACUCUGACUUCAUACCACUUGAAGAUAAAUAUCACUCCUUUGUGAUAGCAUAAGCAUUUUAGAGAGAAUAGCAUCAUAGAUUCAUCUAUGAAUACAUACUGUAUUUGUAUGUCAGGUAAGGCAUUAUUUUGACCUCACUUCCUCUUCAAACAACCACUGGAUCCAACCUAAAAGUUGUGCCUCCUGUGGUGCAUGUAAAAACACAUUCCUGCCCAUGCUGUCACUUCACUUUGUAUCUUGACCCUCAUCUCAGUUGUUCUGUUACACCAGACCAGAGAGAGAGAAGUUGAAGGAUGUUCAGGUUGUGUCUUGUCCUGGUUAUCAUUGCAGUUUAACAACUUAACUUCUCUAGAGUAGGGGGCAGCAUUUUCACAUUUGGAUGAAAAGUAUACCCAAAUUCAACUGCCAGCUACUCAUCCCCAGGAGAUAAGAUAUGCAUAUUAUAAGUAGAUUUGGAUAGAAAACACUCUGAAGUUUCUAAAACUGUUUGAAUCAUGUCUGUGAGUAUAACAUAUCUUAUUUAGCAGGUGAAACCCCGAUGACAAACUAUUCAAAAACAUUUUUGAGGUCACUUUCUUUUCACCAGUUUUCUAAGUGAAUUGCUUGCAGUUCCAACGUCUUCCACUGGACGUCACCAGUCCUGAGAAAUAGGUUGAAGAUAUUCCUUUGUGUAAUGAAGAAAUAUGGCCAUCUUGAAGUCGAGUCACUCCAGGUGUACUGUUUGAUUGAAGAGCAUGUCCAGAAGGCAUGCUACAUUUGGUUUUAAUCCUGUAUUGGACACAGAUCAUCCUGUCUUCAAUUUUAUCGAUUAUUAAGGUUAAAAAAUACCUAAAGUUGAAUUACAAAAGUAAUUUCACAUUUUUUGGCAACGUUUACAGGUAAACUUUCCCCACCAAACAGGCAGUCUUCUCAACAGAUCUUUCAUUACUUCCUGUUGAAUCUGCAGACGUGUUGCUGUGCGUUUUGUUGCUGUGCGUUUUGCUGCCAACUUUACUUUACUUUGCUAGCUGACAACUUUACGUUUUUUGUUUUGUUUCUGUUUUUAAUUACCGUUUAUAUUUGUAGUUUUUCCAUCGCAACUUUUUUCCCUCAUUCAACUUUUUCACUCCGGACGCUUUAUCCGGACAUGGUUCGUCAACACCUUCAACAGCCGAAGCUAAGUAGUAACAUUAACAUGAUGUCUUCUAAUUGCAGUCGCUGUACUCAUAAUAUACAGGAGAACGAUCGCCUUACGGCGAAAAUAGCUGUGCCGCAAGCCCAGCUUCAGACGCAAUCGUUAGGCAAGGGUAAUUUCAGUGUAGGAAAGGAAGAAACAGCGUCUGUGCCACCAGUAAGUACAGAUAGUAACGUUAGUAUAAAUCCCCCCGCACAGUCCCCGCAGCCGGACAACUUUCUCAUGGCUUCUGGAGGGAAAUGCUGUUGGAAUGCUCAACCGGUGUCGCUCAUUCAGCCGACAGAAACUUUCAACCGGUUUUCCCCAUUAUGUAGCGAGUCGGAGUCUGAGUCUGAGUCUUCUCUUGUCUCUACUCCUCCCGUUACGGGGUCUGAGACGCCGAAGGCUCCCACCGUUAGCUCUGACAAAUUGAAAACCCUAGUCAUUGGCGACUCCAUUACCCGCAGUAUUAGACUUAAAACGAAUCACCCAGCGAUCAUACACUGUUUACCAGGGGGCAGGGCUACCGACGUUAAGGCUAAUCUUAAGAUGAUGCUGGCUAAAGCUAAAUCUGGCGAGUGUAGAGAGUAUAGAGAUAUUGUUAUCCACGUCGGCACCAACGAUGUUAGGAUGAAACAGUCAGAGGUCACCAAGUGCAACAUAGCUUCAGCGUGUAAAUCAGCUAGAAAGAUGUGUCGGCAUCGAGUAAUUGUCUCUGGCCCCCUCCCAGUUAGGGGGAGUGACGAGCUCUACAGCAGAGUCUCAGCACUCAAUCGCUGGUUGAAAACUGUUUUCUGCCCCUCCCAAAAGAUAGAAUUUGUAGAUAAUUGGCCCU
Salvelinus fontinalis (brook trout) is the source of this 3322-nucleotide messenger RNA. RefSeq lists its product as uncharacterized. Bases 15 to 686 code for a protein of 223 amino acids. Gene Ontology annotation, biological process: response to bacterium. The record is from RefSeq and is a predicted model, not a curated record. The transcript is spliced from 4 exons. Lineage: Eukaryota; Metazoa; Chordata; Actinopteri; Salmoniformes; Salmonidae.